AUGCUUAAUGACUCAAUUGUAGAAAAUGAUAUUAAUACUAAGAAGAAUAAAAAAAAAAAGAAAAGAAAUCAUAACAUUAAAAAUAAUGAGAACAAAAAAAAGCCAAAAAAAAAAUGCUACGAAGAAAAAUAUAAGGAGUUAUAUGAAGAACAAAUAGAAGAAAUUUUAGCUUUACAUCAUAUUUAUUUUCCUUUAUAUAUAGAAAAUAUUGGACAUUUAAAAAAAGAAGAUUUACCAAAUGAUAUAAUGAGCAAUGAAGAAUUUUUAAAAAAAAGCAAAGAAUUAAAUUCUGUUAUAAUAGUUAAUAUAAAUGAUGAGAUAAAUAUAAAUAAUUGUUUAAAAUUUUGUGUUUUUUUUAAUUUUGACAAUGAUUUUCAAAAGUAUAAAAUAACCUUUUGUUGUGAAAAUAAAUAUCCUAAUUCUUAUCCAAAUGUUAUGAUAAAUAUGAAUGCUAAAUUAAAUGAAGAACAAUUGAAUUUUAUUAAUAUAAAUAUUAAAAAAAUAUGUGCAAAAAAUUAUGGGAGAAUAACUUUAUUUGAUAUUUGUAUAUUUUUAAAUGAAUAUAUUAAUAAGACUUUUAGUAAUGAUUUUAAAAAUUUAUGGGAGGAAAUGAAAUAUAGAAUAGAUGAUAGUAAAUCUAAAAAGGGGGAGAAAAAUGAAAAAAUAAUUAAUUAUGAUGAAAAUGAUAAAAAAGUAAAUUUUAAUGAUUAUUUUAAAGAAUAUAAAAUUCAUAGAGAUAAUGAAGAAAAUAAAACAGAUAAGAUAUAUUUUGAAAAUAACAAUUACAAAAAUAUAAUAAAUGAUGAAAAAUAUAUUUUAAAUAUAUAUGAUUUCAACAGCAUUUCUGGAUUUUCUUCUAUAAACAGCUGUAUGAUAAAUGAAAAUUUAGAAAUUAACAAAAAGCAAAAAAAUGAAAAAAGAAUAGAUACAUUAGAAGAUAAAUUAAAUUCUAAAAAUUUAGUAAAUUUUUCUAACAAAUAUAAUAUGAUACAAUGCAGAGAAAAUAAUUUUAAGAAUUUUUAUAUUGUUAAAAAUAUUGUUAUAAAUUAUUAUAGAAACACAUUUAUAGUAAAACAUAGUAUUGAUACGAAUGUAUAUAUUAUUCAUUCAUAUAUAUUAUUAAAUAUUUUUCACUUUUUAACAUUUUUUCUUAAUCAUAUUAUAUUUUGCAAUAGAGGAUUUAAUCUAUAUUGCAAUAUUUUAAAUGAUAAAAAAGAAGGAAAGAAAAAAAAAAAUAAAAAAAAUGAACAAAUAUUUAAAGAAUUUUUAAAUGAUAUAAAUAAUUUAAAUAGUUCCUCAAAAAAAAAAAAAAAAUUAGUUGAUUAUCCAUCUAUUAAUUUUUUUUGUAGUGAAUAUCAAUUUUAUGCUAAUAAAAAUUGUGUUGUUAGCAAAAAAAAUGAGAAAAAUUUAUAUCACAUUUUAAAUGAAUUAAAUCAUGUAUGUUUGAAAAAAAUAAUACAUCAUUAUAGAAUGAUUCGUAAAAUAAACAUAAAAAAAAUAAUAUGCGAAUUAGCAAAGUUAGCAAAAAUACAACAUAAAUACUUAGCUAGAUAUCACUUCUCUUGGUUUGAAAAAGAAAAAAUUAUAAAUGAUGAAAAAAAUAGAGAAAGAAAAAUAUAUAAAAUAAAUGAAAUAAUGAAAAAGUUAAUUUUAAAAAGAAUAUUUGAAAAUAAUUCUAAUGAAGAUGAUAACUUUUAUGAAAAUUAUAUGAAAAAUGAAUAUUCCAAUCAGCAAAUAAAUAAAGAAAGUAAAGAAAAAAUAAAAGAAAUGAAAAAAGAUGAAAAAAAAGACAAUUAUAAUUCUAAUAUGUUAGACAAAAAUAAAGUGAUAUAUUUUGAUGAUAUAAUAAAUUGUAAAAAUAAUAAAGAUUAUGAUAAUAACAACAGUAAUUAUGAUGAUAAUACUUUAAACAAUUCUCUUUUUCAAUUCAAAAAAAAAAAUAAAAAUAAAGAUAAAAAAGGAGAUCUAAAAGAAUCAGAUACUACUAUAAAUAUGAAAGAUUCGAUGAGAGAUGAUAUUUUACUCAUGAAUAAUAAAAAUUUACAAAAAGAAGAAAUUAAAGAAGUUAUUGAUAAAAAGGAAAGUGUGCAUUAUAUUAAUGGAAAGAUAAUUGAUGAAAAAUAUGGAGAUAAUAAAAAUUUGAAUAUUAAAAGAAAUAUUUCAGAUGUGAAAAAUAACAAAGAGAAAAUUAUUACAAGUAAUAAUAAUUUAAUAUUUAAAAAAAAUAUUCAAUAUAUAAAAAAUAUAUUAAAUAAAAAAGAAAAUAUAAAAAAAAUUUUAUAUAUUCAGUGUGAAUAUUGUAAAGGACAAAUAUUAGAAAGAGAAAUUGAAAAUAACUUUUUUCAAAAUAAUAAAUAUUUAAUUUGGAAUAUUUUUAGACAAAUUUUAGAAUCAAUUAGUUAUUUACAUAAACGGAAAAUUUAUAUUAAAAAUUUGAAUACACAAAAUAUUUAUAUAGAUAAUGAUGAGUAUGGUGUUCAUAUCAAGAUUGUAAAUUAUAGCAUUUGUAAUAUGAUAGAUUAUUUUUAUUUUUAUCAUUAUUCUUAUACAAAUAAUUCUUCUUACUUUAAUGAUUUUAUGAAAGAACAGUAUGAUCAUAAUUUAGAAGAAACUAAAGAUACAGAGAAAAAAGAAAAUUGCACUGAAGGUGAUGAUAAAAAAGAAGAAAAUGAAGAAAACGGAGAAAAUUAUGAAGAAGAUAUUGGAAAAGAUAAAAAAAAUUCUGUUUUUAAUUACUUUAGAAAUGAUGCAAAAAAAAAAAUGAUAGAUAAAAAUACGAAUGAACAAUCAAAAGAAUAUAAAGAUUUCUAUAUUCAUUCUUAUAAUCAAUAUUUUUAUAAUUGUUUAAAUAAAAAAAAAUAUGAUUAUGAAGAAUUAGAUCUCUUUUCUCUAGGAUUAGUUUUAUAUGAAUUAUGGCAUAUCCCGUUUAAAACAAAAGAGGAAAAAUUAUUAAAUAUAAAAAAUAUGAUUAAAAAAAAAACAUUUUCUGAUGAUUUUAUUAAUUAUAUAGAUAAUGAUGCUUUUAGGGUUUUAAAAUAUAUUUUAAUUAGCACAUUUAAUUAUGAAACAAACGAAAAUAUUAGUAAAUUAGAGUAUGCUGAUAUCUUUAAUUUAAAUAUAAAAGUUGAAGAAAGUGAAGAUAAGAAUGAUCUAAAAAAAAAUAAAAAAAAAAAAGAUAAAGAAAUUUACCCUGAUUAUAGUAUAAAAAAUGAAAAUAUGGGAAAAGAUGAUAAAAUGGUUGAAAAUGCAUGGAAUAACAAAAUUAUAAAUAAUGAGGAUUUAAUUAAUCCAAAAUUUAAAAAAGAAGAAAAAAUUUUUAAUAAAAAUGACAUAGAUAAUUACAAAGAAAAUGAUUUAAUACAAUUUAAUGAUUCUUCUAAUAUAUUUUCUAAUUAUAAAGAUAAACAUAAUGUCAUAUCUUUCAAUAGAAUAGAGUCAGAAAUAUAUUUAGCAAAAAAAGAAGAUAUUAAAAUACUUUUAAAAAAUAGCAUAGAAUUGGAAUAUUGUAAUUUUAAUGAAAACAAACAAAUGAAAUGUGCUACAACUAAUAAUUAUUCAGAUCAUUUUAAUAAUUCAUCUCAUAUUUUUAAAAAGGAAAAUAUCAAUAAAUUGAAAGAUGAUAAUUAUAGUAAUAACAACGAUGUUAAUAUAACUAAUGAUAGUCAUAAUGAUGAUGAUGAUAAUAAUAAUGAUAUAAAUAAUAUUAACAAUGAUAAAAAUAAUUAUAAUUAUAUUAGUAACAAUAAUGUUAAAAACAUUGAUAAUAGAACUAAUAAUAUUAUUAAUUUUAAUAAUAAUGAAAAUAAUAAGAAUUAUUUUGUUAAUUGCAAUAAUAUUUGUUAUAAAAGCAAUAUUGAGAACAUCAUUAAUAAUUGUGAAAAUUAUAUUAACAAUAAUGAUAAUAAUGAUGAUAAAAAAACAAGCAGUAAUAAUGAAAAUUAUAUUAAUAAUGUUAAAUAUAAUAUUAAUGAUGAAAAUAAAUAUAAUGGUAUAAGUAGUAAUAAUAUUAAUCACAUUGAUAGUAGUAAUAAUAAUAUAAAUAAUUAUAAUAAUAAUGAAAAUAAUAUUAAUAAUUCUGAAAACAUUAGUUAUGAUGAUAAUAAUAAUAAUUAUGAUGAUAAUAAUAAUAAUGAUGAUUAUGAUGAUAAUAAUAAUAAUAAUAAUGAUGAUUAUGAUGAUAAUAAUAAUAAUAAUAAUGAUGAUGAUGAUGAUAAUAACAAUAAUAAUAUGAAUAAUAGUAAUAAUAAUAACUAUGAUAAUAGUAAUGAUUAUGAUGAUAAUAAUAAUGAUAAUAAUAAUAAUAAUGAGAAUGAGAAUUAUAAUAAUAAUAAUCAUUAUGAUGAUAAUAACAAUAAUAAUAAUAACAAUAAUAAUGAUGAUUAUGAUGAUAAUAAUAAUGAUAAUAAUAAUAAUAAUAAUGAUAAUAAUAAUAAUAAUGAUUAUGAGAAUGGGAAUGAUAUUGAGAAUGAUAAUAACAAUAAUAAUAUAAAUAAUAGUAAUAAUAAUAAUAAUAAUAAUAAUAAUAAUAAUAAUAAUAAUGAGAAUGAGAAUGAGAAUGAUAAUAAUGAUAUUAAUAAUAAUAAUAACAUUAAUAAUGAUAAUAACAAUAAUAAUAUAAAUAUUAGUAAUAAUAAUAAUAAUAAUAAUAAUAAUAAUAAUAAUAAUAAUAAUAAUAAUAAUAAUAAUAAUAAUAAUAACAUUAAUAAUAAUAAUAAUAAUUAUAAUUAUAAUUAUAAUUAUUUUAAUAUUAGCAAUAGAAAUAUGAUUCAUAAUGAUAAAGUGCAUAAAAUAACCGCUGAAGGUUUAUUAAAUUAUCCAUUAAUUCCAAUUGUUAUACAGAGAGAUUUAUUUAAAUAUUUUUUGCAAAAAUUAAAAAAUAAUUCUUCCAUUGAAUCAAGUAAUGUUUUAAAUAUUUUGUUAUAUAAUAAUAAAUGUAAACAUUUACCAUUUGAAAAAAAUAAUAAUACUUAUCAUUAUUUACAUGAGUCUACAUAUGAAUAUGAUGUUAUUAACAGUUAUAUAUUUGAAUAUUUCAACUGGAAUUUAUCAAAAAAACUAUCUACUUUUAAUCAACCGCUUAUAUUUCAAUUAGUAACAAAAAAAAAAAAAAAUUUUUAUGAUAUAAAUUUUAUGCAAAAGGUACAGAAUAAAUUCACAGAGAAAAUAAGUCAAAAAAAAAAAAGAAUAAUUAAAGAAAAUAACAAUAAUUAUGAGAAUAAAGAAGAUGAGGAUUUUGAAAAAUUAAAAAUUCAAAAAAGUCCAUCUGAUGAAUUUGUUGAAAGUUUUUCCAAAAAUAAUUCCCAAAAGAAAAAGAACGAAAAAAAUAUUAAUCAUUCUGUAGAAAAUUUUUAUAGAAAAAAUUCUGCAAAAUUAAAAAAUUUUAAAAAUAUUUGUAAUAAUAAGAAAAAUUCAAGUAAAAAAGAAAAUAAUAAUAAUGGGAAUGAUAAUGAACAAGAAUAUUUUUUAUCAGAAAAAAAAGGAAAUCAUGAAGAAGAUAAUUUUUUCUUAAAUUUUCAAGAAAAUGUUUUCAAUAGCAAUAUAUCAAAAGUAAACAAAAAGAAUACAUCACGUUUAAAUGAAACUAAUGAAUUAAAUACACAUACAUUAUUAGAAAAUAAUAUAUUGUUAGAAUCAAGAAUUGAAAAUGAGGAAAAGAAAAAAUGUAUGAUUGGAAGUAGAUUUAAUCAAAGAAUUACAUUUAUUGAUAAAAAUAAUAAGUUAUUAUAUAUUCCUUUUUAUUUAACUGAAGCAUAUUUAAAUUUAAUUCCUCAUUAUACAUUUAACAGAGUUUUUACUAGUUCAUUUUCCUUUUUUCAAAAUUAUUUUUUUGAAAAUAAUAAACAGAAAACAAUAAAAAGAGAAAACAGUAUUAUAUAUAGUAAUAUAAUUACAGUUGAUAACAAAAAAGAUAUUUUUAUUUAUAGUGGCAAUAAUUCAGAAAUUAAUAUAUCCUUUUGUAUAUAUCAGUUAAUAAUAUUGUAUAAUGUUAUUGAUAUUUUACUAAAAUUUGACCAUUAUUUGAGCACUUUAAUAAUUAAAUGGACAUUCACUGAUUUUCUUCUUUCUCUAAUUAAAGAUAUGCUUUCUUUAGAUUGUAGCAAAGCAUAUUUUAUUUAUAACAAUUUUAAAGAGGGGAAUAUUUCAUAUAAGAAUUUAAAAAAAUUACUUCAUUUUUUAGAUAUAACAUAUGAUGAAAAAAUAUUAAAAAUCCUUUAUUCAGUUAUAUAUGAUGAAAAAGAUCACAUAAAUUCUAAAAUGAAAAAAGUAAGCAAAAUGUAUGAACUAAAAAACCAUAAGAAUAAAAAAUUCAUGAAUUAUAUAAUUUCUUGUAUCAUUUAUUUAAAUAAUCUUUUUCACUACUUUAAUGAUUCCAAUCAAAUAUUUGUAUGGGAUUUUUUUAUGAAUAACUAUUAUCAUUUAUUUGGGUUUUCUUUUGCUUUUAAUAUUUAUUCGCAAAAAAAUCAAAAACUUUUAUUAUCAUAUGGAGGAGUAUCAACAGAUAUUUUUUCAAAUUCUGAAAGAACACCAACAAAAGCAACUUAUAAUAUUACUUUUGAAAUUUUUGUAGAUACUAUUUCAAGUAUUAUAUUUCAAGAAGUGAAUAAAAAUAAUUAUUCUAAUAUGCUAAUUGAUUUUCAUUCUCCUAAUGUAGUAAUAACAAUUAAAGCAUAUAAAUUAUUAGUUUAUGCAUUUUCUUUAUACAAUAAUUUAAUUCAAAAUGGAAUUAAGUGUGAGUGUAGAAUAACUCCAUUGGUUGAAACAUCAAAAUUUGAAAACAGUUUAUUGAAAUAUAAAAAUAUAAAUAUCCAUGUACAAAUAAGCCAAAAAAUGAAUUCAAAUCCUUCAUUAAAUAUAAUCGAUUAUGAAAAUUCUACAGAAAACCCUUCUAAUAUUGUUAGCAAUGAAGAUAAUUUAAACAUUAUAUACAACGCUCAUAUGAUUAGAGUAAAUAUAAAAAAGAAUUUUGAAAAUGAAUCUUCUUUAAUAAAUUAUAUAAAGCAAUUUUAUUCAAAAAAAUGA
Molecule: messenger RNA, 7020 nt
Organism: Plasmodium gallinaceum
Lineage: Eukaryota; Apicomplexa; Aconoidasida; Haemosporida; Plasmodiidae
Product: protein kinase, putative
Exons: 5
Coding region: 1-7020 (2339 amino acids)
Biological process (GO): protein phosphorylation
Molecular function (GO): protein kinase activity; ATP binding; protein binding
Source: RefSeq, a predicted model, not a curated record